GCGGCGGCGGCGGCGGCACGUGACCUCCGCGUCAGCUGACCCAUCAUGGCCGGGGACGGAGCCGCCGCUGGGGCUGAGCGCGCCCCCCUCCCGCCCCGCGACCCCCAGGGCAUGGCGGGCGCCCCUGCCGAAAUGGAUUCCCUCCUGCACUGCGUGGAGAGAGACCUGGGCGUCGACCGCUGCCAGCUGAGCCCAGCGGCGGAGGGCUGCCACGUCAUCGCCUUCCUGCCCGCCAAGUGGCUGGCCAGCCUGAAGGAGCGGGCGCUGCUGCCCGGCCCGUGCCCGCGGCCCGAGGGCCUGAGCGAGGUGGAGCUGCGCACCUACCUCCAGCGCUCGGUGCAGAAGCUGCCGGCCGGCUGGACGCGGGUGGAGGUCCACGGCCUGAGGAAAGCGCGGCUGGGCUACCCGCUGGCUGGGGCCCCCGGCGGCCCCCGGGAAGCGCCGGAGACGCUGCACGGCUUCAUGCAGGGCGUGGCCGCCCAGAACUACCGGAACCUGUGGGGCCGGGCGCACCGCCUGUGGGUCCAGCCCUACUGCCCCGCCCCCGCCCCGCCCACCCGCCCGGCCCUGGAGGUGCUGCGCAGCGGCCUGCAGAGGCUCUACGGCUGCCCCCUGGUGCCCCUGGGCCGGGGCGCCUCCCCCUGCCCCUCUCCGGCCACGGAGGAGGGGGCCGCCGCCGCCUCCGGGCGGGGCUGCGCCGGCCUCCUCCCCGCGGAGGCGCUGCUGGAGUCGGCCGAGAUGCUCUACGUCCUCUUCCCCUACGUCCAGCACUGCCUGCACGACGUCGUCGCCUUCAGCCCGGCCAAGCUGGCCAACAGCCACGCCAAGCUGCUCUUCGUCCUCUUCCAGGUGCUGCGGGCCCUGCGGGCUUGCCACGGGGCCGGCGUGGCCUGCGGCGCCGUCUCCCUGCGCGAGGUGGCCGUGGACGAAAAGCUGUGCGCCCAGCUGCGCCUGCGCCUGGGAGACUACGAGCAGAGGCCGGCGGAGGCGGGGGGACCCGCGGCGGCGGCGGCGGCGGAGGAAGGGCCCAGGGGGGCGCCCCAGGGCGGGGACCUGCGGGGCCUGGUGCUGGACUGGGUGGACGGGCGGCUCAGCAACUUCGACUACCUCCUGCACCUGAACCGCUUGGCCGGGCGGCGGCCGGGGGACCCCAACUCCCACCCGGUCCUGCCCUGGGUGGUGGACUUCACGGCCCGCCGCGGGCGCUUCCGGGACCUGCGCAAGUCCAAGUUCCGGCUCAACAAGGGCGACAAGCAGCUGGACUUCACCUACGCCAUGACCCAGCAGGCCUUCGUGGCCGGCGGGGCGGGCGGGGAGCAGCCCCACGUGCCCCACCACGUCUCCGACGUCCUCUCCGACAUCACCUACUACGUCUACACGGCCCGGCGGACCCCCAGGGCCGUGCUCUGCUCCCACGUGCGGGCCCAGUGGGAGCCCCACGAGUACCCGGCCAACAUGGAGCGCAUGCAGGCCUGGACGCCGGACGAGUGCAUCCCCGAGUUCUACGCCGAGCCCGCCAUCUUCCGCUCCGUCCACCCGGACAUGCCGGACCUGGAGGUGCCAGCCUGGUGCGCCUCCGGCGAGGAGUUCGUGGCGGCCCACCGGGCCCUGCUGGAGAGCCCGGAGGUCUCCCAGGAGCUCCACCACUGGAUCGACCUGACCUUCGGCUGCAAGCUGCUGGGCAAGGAGGCCGUCCGGGAGAAGAACGUCUGCCUGCCCCUGGUGGACGGCCACACCCACCUGGCCAGCUACGGCGUGGUGCCGCUCUUCGACCAGCCGCACCCCCGGCGCCGGGCCGGGCCCGCCCUCCUGCCGGCCGAGGCGCCCCUGGCGCCCGGGCGCCGCGCCCCCGCCGCCGCCGUCGAGGAGACGAGGGCCCUGGAGGAGACGGAGGGCCCGCUGGCCGACGGCCCCGGAGGGGUGCCCUUGGAGGCCGCGUCGUGCGAAGGUGGCUGGGCUGCGGCCAGGCUGGGGGGUGGCGGCGUCGGCGUCGGCGUGGAAGAGGAGGUGGAGCAGGGCGCGGAGGCCUUGGAGUCCAUCGCGGCCAGCGCGGGCCCCCGAGGGGCGGAGGCGCCGGGGCCCGGGCCGCCCGCCGACGGCAAGCCGCUGGGCCGGAGGGCCAAGGCCGCCCCGGCGGAAGGCGGCGAGGCCAAGAUUGCCCUCCCGGAGGGCUGCCAGCUGCUGCAGGCCUUGGAGGAGCUGGAGAAGCUGGAGACCUUCCUGCUGAAGGGGCUGCAGGGCGACGGGGCCCGGCCGGAGCGGCCCCCGCGGCAAGCCCGGCCCUGGGGGCUGGCGGAGCUCUUCCAGCGGGACAUGCAGGCGCUGGGGGUCCUGGUGGCGGAGAUCGUCUUCGCCCCCCGGCUGCGCACCCUGGCCCCGGGCGCCGGCCUGCAGGAGCGCUUCCGGGCCGCCCGGCGGCUGUGCCAGACGCACGGCAAGGAGAUCCCGGCCCCGCUGGGGCACCUCCUGGAGACGCUGCUGCAGCUGAGGGUCCCGGCGGAGGCGCUCCCGCCCCCGCCGGAGGGCCCGGGCGGGGGCCGGCUCUUCGCCUUCGAGCCCGUCUGGCAGGGCCUGCCGCCGCCCAGCCCGGCCCAGCUGCUCAGCCCCUUCAGCACCGUCCUGCCCCUGCCGCCCUACUUCCCGGCCCUGCUGCGGUUCGCCUGCAGCUCUCUGCCCUGGGAGGCCGGGGGCGAGCGCCAGGGGCGGGAGCUGGUCUUCCAGCUGUGGCAGCAGCUGGAGGGGGUGCUGAGCGCCAUCACCCCCGAGGGCCUGGAGAUCCUGCUGCCCUUCGUCCUGGCGCUGAUGUCGGCCGAGCGGACGGCCGUCCACGCCGCCUGGUACUUCUUCGAGCCCGUGGCCAGGGCCCUGGGCCCCAAGAACUCCAACAAGUACCUGCUGAAGCUCCUGGUGGCCGCCUACGAGCAGCCCCGCGGCCUGCACGGCCGCUUCUACCUGUACACCGACUGCUUCGUGGCCCAGCUGAUGGUGCGGCUCGGCCUGCCCCUCUUCCUGGCCAACCUCCUGCCCCACAUCCUGCAGGUCUUGGUGGGGCUGGAGCGGCCCGCCCCGGAGGAGAGCAAGGGCCUGCUGCUGGGCCCCGCCGAGGAGGAGGAGGAGGCGGCGGCGGCGGCAGGAGGAGGCAGCCCCGUCUCCCGCUCGUUCGGGGGGGAGAUCCCGGCCGAGGCGGACCGCGGCUGCUCGGCGUCCCUGGAGCUGCCCGACUACAUGUCCGGCAUCAGUUUGCACGACCAGGCCUACCUGUCGGAGAGCGAGGACUUCCAGAACGGCCUCUACGUGGCCGAGGGCCUGCCGGAGCCCGAGGUGCUGAGCGUGGGACGCCUGAGCGACAGGAGCAGCGCCAGCGAAGCCGAGGAGGCCCCGAAGGAGAGAGGCGGCUCCAAGGCCGAGGACGGCACUCGGCAGCGGAAACGCCGCGAGGAAGAGGAGGAGGAGGAGGAAGAGGAGGAGGAAGAGGAAGAGGAGGAGGAGGAGGGGGGUCUGAGGGCGGUGGGGGAGGAAGAGCCCGAUGUGGGGGUUGGGGCCCCUGCGGAGGCGGGCCUGGCCGACAGCGAGGAGGAGGAGGAGGAGGAAGAGGAGGAGGUGGUCGAGGGGCCGGAGCAGGACCUGGCUGACCCCGACGGAGACAAGGAGCAGACCGUCUUGUUGGACACGGCCUGCAGGAUGGUGAAGUGGCUGUCUGCCAAGCUGGGCCCCACGACCACCUCCCGCUACGUCGCCAGGAACCUUCUCCGGCUGCUCACCUCUUGCUACGUUGGUCCCAGCCGGCUGCAGUUUGCGUCCGGCACGGAAGAAAGCAGCCCGCUGAGUUCCGGGAGCAUCUACCAGAGGCGGCUGGUGCUGGGGGACGUGGUCUCCAAGCCGGUGCUGGCCUGCCUCCUGCACAUCGCCCACCUGUAUGGGGAGCCUGUCCUCACCUACUUGUACCUGCCCUACAUCAGCUACCUGGUGGCCCCUGGCAGUGGGGUUGGAGCCGGCCGGCUGAACAGCCGCAAGGAAGCCGGCCUCCUGGCCGCCGUGACCCUGACCCAGAAGAUCGUCGUCUACCUCUCGGACACCACCCUGAUGGACAUCCUCCCCAAAAUCAGCCAGGAGGUCCUUUUGCCGGUCCUGAGCUUCCUCACCUCUGCGGCCGUCAGUUUCCCCAACGGCGUCCAGGCCCGGACCAUCUUGUGCCUCAAGACCGCCAGCCUCGUGGCCCUGGUGUGCUUGCGGAUCGGGUCCGAGAUGGUGCAGCAGCAUCUGAGCGGCCCCCUCCGGGUCUUCUUUGAGGCCUUCUCGCUGCCGCCCCUGCCGGAGCCGGGCCCGGCGCCAGAGCCCUCCCCGCCCUCGGACCCGUCCGCCCAAGGGGAGCUGCGGAAGGUCUUCGGCCCAGAGAUGGCGUACACCACCUUCGUGCCCUUCUCCUGCCUGCUAGGUGACGUGAUCCACACCGUCGUCCCGAACCACGCCUUGGUGGGCCAGCUGGCCAGUGUCUACCUGGAGAGCGUGAGCCCCCAGAGCCCGGCCCCCCGCGGACAGGGGCCCGUGCUGGGGGGCCCCUCCUCGGAGCCCGGCGCCCCGGAGCAGCCGGACCCUUCCUGCGGCCCCUGCGAGGACCCCCACUCGGGCACCUUCGGGGGCGUGCUGGUGGGCAACCGCAUCCAGGUGCCCCCGGAGGCCCCACCGGAGACCGCCGCCGCCGCCGGCAGCCCCGGCGGCGCCCUCCGCCCCCCGCCGGGGGCGGGGGCGGAGCACGCCCUGAGGCAGGAGCUGCCCCGCACGGCCCGCCUGCUCUGCGGGAACUGGCUGGCCUACUGGCAGUACGAGAUCGGGGUCAGCCAGCAGGAGAGCCGCUUCCACUUCCACCAGAUCCGGCUGCAGAGCUUCGUGGGCCACCUGGGGGCGGUCAAGUGCCUGGCCCCCUUCGGCGGCGAGGACUUCUUCCUGAGCGGCGGCAAGGACAAGACGGUCCGGCUCUGGCCCCUCUACAACCGGGGGGACGGCACCCACGAGACCCAGGCCCGCCUGGCCUACGCCCAGCACCGCAAGUCCGUCUUCUACGUCGGCACCCUGGAGGUGCCCCAGCAGGUGGUCAGCUGCGACGGCACCGUCCACACCUGGGACCCCUUCACGGGCAAACUCCUCCGCACGUUCGACGCCCCAGACAGCAAGGCGCCCAUCACGGCGGUGAGCGCCAUGCCGCCUCCGUACAGCAGCAUCGGCGUGGCCAGCGCCGACUCCGUCCUGCGCUUCGUCGACUACCGGAAGCCGGGAUUGCAGCACGAGUUCCGGCUGGCCAGCGGGGCAAAUGCCGGCCUCAUCCGUUGCCUGGCGGUCAGCCCCAGCGGGCGGAGCAUCGUGGCAGGCUUCUCCUCCGGCUUCAUGGUCCUGCUCGACACCCGGACGGGGCUCAUCCUGAGGGGGUGGCCGGCCCACGAAGGGGACAUCCUGCAGGUCAAGGCCACCGAGAACAACGUGCUGAUCAGCUCCUCCUCCGACCACUCGCUGACCGUCUGGAAGGAGCUGGAGCAGAAGGCCCUGCACAGCUACAAGUCCGUCUCGGAGCCGGUCCACGCCUUCGACCUCUACGGCCACGAAGUGGUGGCGGGCACCGUGGCCAACAAGAUCGGGCUCUACUCGCUGCAGGAGUCGCUGCCGCCCAGCGUCACCAAGCUGAGCUCGGAGAACUUCCGGGGCACCUUGACCAGCCUGGCCGUCCUCCCGACGAAAUGCCACCUGCUCCUCGGCUCGGACAAUGGCGUCGUCCGGCUGCUGGCGUAGCGGCUGGCCCCUGCCCGCGUGUGGCGUGUGCUCCCUUUUUGGGGAGGGCAGCCCAGCCAGUGGCCGGCAGCCCCCUUGUGUGUGUGGGGGGAGUGGGUGUGGCCAGGGGGCGGGGGCGUGGCCCAACCCUCCACCUCCACGCCCCGCAGCCAUAAAGAGCGGAGGAGCCUUCCCUGCCGUGAAGUUGGCUGCUGGGCAGCCUGUGGUCCGACUCCUCUUGUCACCUCAUGUGCCUGACUCUCUUGGGGACCCCGGGGGGGGGUCUUUCCCACAGGGACCCCCCUGCUGAGGGGCCCAAAGCACCCUCCUCCUCCUCCCCUUCCCCCAGCAUGUGGCAUUCCUGUCCUUUCAUCCAGGGCUUCCCCCACGGUUGCUGGACCACAACUCCCAUCAUCCUCUGCCCUCACGGGAUGAUGGGAGUUGUCGUCCAGCAGUAUCUAGGGGCCCCAGGCUGCAUCCGCCCUCCGGGACCUGCCCAGCGCCUGAGGUGUGGGUGCACCCCCCGGCAGGACUUGGUUUUGCCCGGCGCACUUUGUGGUCCAAUUCAGACGGCCCCGUUGUUCGGAAGGGCCGGGGUCGGGCUCUGCUCCUCUCCCUUGACAGGGGGGGCGUUUUUCAUGGAGGGCUGGGGGG
Molecule: messenger RNA, 6414 nt
Organism: Hemicordylus capensis (graceful crag lizard)
Lineage: Eukaryota; Metazoa; Chordata; Lepidosauria; Squamata; Cordylidae
Gene: WDR81
Product: WD repeat domain 81
Exons: 11
Coding region: 46-5781 (1911 amino acids)
Biological process (GO): aggrephagy
Cellular component (GO): mitochondrion
Molecular function (GO): protein binding; phosphatidylinositol 3-kinase regulator activity
Source: RefSeq, a predicted model, not a curated record